Messenger RNA from Odobenus rosmarus divergens (Pacific walrus), 600 nucleotides. Its product is annotated as coiled-coil domain-containing protein 147-like. Lineage: Eukaryota; Metazoa; Chordata; Mammalia; Carnivora; Odobenidae. The transcript is spliced from 3 exons. The annotation marks the transcript as partial. Gene Ontology annotation, cellular component: cytoskeleton. The record is from RefSeq and is a predicted model, not a curated record.
GAAAAGGAGAAACUGUAUGUGGAACUAAAGCACAUCCUGGCCCGGCAGCCUGGUCCCGAGGCUGCAGAGCAGCUACAGAUCUACCGCCACACGCUGCGGGAGAAGACCAAGCAGCUGAAAGUUUUGUCUUCAGAGUUGAAUAUGUAUGAAUCACAGAGCCAAGAAUAUAAAUAUGAGAUCGAGAAACUUACCAACGAACUGAUGAACUUAAAGAAGAAAUACCUAGCUCAGAAACGUAAAGAAUACAUUCAGAAAAAUAAGGACAGAGUACCCAUGGAGAACACAUUCUCAACGGCCAAGCCAACGGGCCCUCGUUUUACUGGGGGUGGAUUUCCCCUCAACAGGCCAUCCAAAGUGAAGUCCUAACCUGAAGCUCCUGGCUGGGUGCAUUUGAACAGCUCGUGAAAUUCACUUUGAAACAUUUUGGAGGAAUCUCUUUCAAAUCCCUUGGAUCCUAAAUAUUUAGAGAAAUCAGUGCUCAAAUUCUAGGAUGAAAAGAAAUACAAAACUAUCAUCGUCAUGUACAUAUAAGAGUGAUGACAUUCUACUUGGUCCUCAUGGAUAUUAACAAAUUGUAGUUAUAUCAUUCAAUUAGGCUGA